AUGUUUAUUGAGGAACGUAUAUUAACGCUGUUUAAACAGAACUGGCAACACACCUUAACAUACUGGAGCGUCUUCUUUAGUUUUGGACUAUGCAUAGCCUUCUUAGGCCCCACAAUUUUGGAUCUGAAAUGCCAGACACAAUCAACACUGCAGGAAAUUACAUGGGUGUUUUUCUCGCAGCAGUUUUGUCUGCUCAUUGGUAGCUCAAUUGGAGGAGUUUUCAAAAAAACGCUGUUCAGUGCUCUGGCUGCAUUGUUCCUGUCUUCGUUAAUCAUCUCUGUUGUUUUUGCCAUCAUUCCUUUUUGCUACAAUGUGCUGUUGCUGGCUGUGGCCAUGGCAGUGUCUGGCCUGGCUAUGGGGAUUAUUGACACCAUAGCAAAUAUUCAAUUGGUAUCUAUUUACCAAAAAGAUUCUGCGGUCUUCCUCCAGGCCUUGCACUUUUUCAUUGGGUUUGGUGCACUUGUCAGCCCUCUGAUUGCAGACCCCUUCCUGUCAGAGCACUGCAUGGGUAGCAACAGCACUGAGAAUAUCACUGAGUUCAUGCACCAUCUGAGAAAUAGUCUGGCUGGUAGUCCAAUGAACAACAUUUCCCAGUAUCACAUUCCUGCAAAGCCAGAUGAAGAGGAUGACACCAGUGUGGCCUACGCCUUCUGGAUAAUGGCUUUCAUUAAUUUGCCAGUGCCCAUAGCUGUGUUUCUGCUUAUGUACAAGGAGAAACUGAUACCUUGUUGCCCAAAUAGCACCCCUCGUUUGCUGGACAAGGACGAACUGGCCAUGGAAACCCAAGGGGCAGAGGGACAGGAGACUGCAGAGGUAGAAGCAGGAGGUCAUGGAGAUCUCUUUAGCUGUUGUCAGAAUGAUAACCUGCGGGGUCUGCCUCCGUCUUUUUUCCUCAUCCACAUCCUAGGUGGAAUGGUCUUGUUUAUGACUGAUGGGAUCGUGGGUGCUUAUGCUGGUUUUGUGUACACUUACGCAGUGUCUUCCCCGAUGUCUCUGCCCCAUAAGACUGCAGGCUACCUGGCCAGUAUUUUCUGGGCAGCCAUAACAGCGGGCCGUCUGGUGUCCAUUCCGCUAGCGUACCGUUUUAAACCCGUCAGGUUACUCAUGAUCAAUCUGGCUGGAGUCAUUGUCACCGUACUCUUGCUGCUUAUCCUCUACACCAGCAAUGUUUUCUUGUUUGUCGGGACUUGUUUACUGGGACUAUUCCUCAGCAGUAUUUUCCCUUGUAUGCUGGCUUACACUGAGGACAUUUUAGAUUAUCAAGGAUGUGCUACAACAGUGCUCGUCACAAGUGCUGGGAUGGGUGAAAUGGUGUUGCAAGUACUAGUUGGAUCGAUUAUCCAAACUGCUGGCAGCUAUAGCUUUCUCCUUUGUGGAAUGAUAAUUGGCUGCAUUGGCUUUGGCCUCUUCAUUGCUCUUCUGCUUUGCCAACGUGUCCACCGCAACUAUCUCACAGGGACCUCAAAAAAGUCUCCCAUGGAAGAGGAGCCAGCACCAGAGAAAACUGAGGAAAAACAGUGA
Messenger RNA from Chanos chanos (milkfish), 1521 nucleotides. RefSeq names its product major facilitator superfamily domain containing 4Ab (gene slc60a1b). The transcript is spliced from 10 exons. Lineage: Eukaryota; Metazoa; Chordata; Actinopteri; Gonorynchiformes; Chanidae. Gene Ontology annotation, molecular function: D-glucose transmembrane transporter activity. The record is from RefSeq and is a predicted model, not a curated record. Bases 1 to 1521 code for a protein of 506 amino acids.